AACUCAAGAACUUCCUUGUCCUGUGGCUGAAUCCCGGUUCACCAGUGGUCUCUUGCGGAUUGCUGGCCUGCUGGAGGAAGGUGGGGUAUGUGGUAUUCCCACCGAUACAGUGUAUGCCCUGGCUGCCUCCUGCAAGAACCCUCAGGCUAUAGAGAAGAUCUACAACAUUAAAGACAGACCAGCAGAGAAGCCCAUCUGUAUUUGUAUCUCCAGUGUGGAGCAACUGGUGGCAGCCAAACCUCCCUUCAGCCCUCUGCUCUGGGAGUUCAUGAGGAACGUGUACCCAGGAGGCAUCAGCUGCAUUGUCAGCAAAGGAGACUGGCUCCUCAGACUGGGCGUGGGACCAGCUUAUGACCGUGUUGGUACCAGAGACAGCAUCAUGAUCCGUGUCCCUGACCACACUGUGACCGGGCACUUGUGUCACAUGACUGGACCCCUUGCCAUUACUUCAGCCAAUCCCAGCGGAGAGCCUGACAGCACCCACCACAGCAUGGUCAUCAGUCGACUAGGACACAAGAUUCAGGGGGUUCUGUGUGACGGCGACUCCAAUGAAGUGGUGGCCUCCACCGUGGUCAACUGCCUGAAGAUCAAUGAAGGGAUCAUCAACAUUGUGAGGGAAGGCUGUGUUCCUGCAGUAAAAGUCCGACAAAUAUUUGACAGAGUGAAGAGCUCUAUGCUGUAAUUAUCAUGUAGUCGCUUUUGUCCACCUCAGUAAAUCUCUUCACUUCUGUCUGGAUUUCUUACAGUUUCUUGUCCUUAAGUGCAUGCUAUCUAUAUACACAUUUAACCACUCAGGGAGAUUAUAUGAAGAAUAUCAGUGUAAAUAUGUUAAGUAGACUCCAUAUUACUGAAUGAUACUAGCUCAAAUCACCAAUCACCACCUCACUAAA
Myripristis murdjan (pinecone soldierfish) is the source of this 890-nucleotide messenger RNA. RefSeq names its product putative threonylcarbamoyl-AMP synthase. Gene Ontology annotation, cellular component: cytoplasm. Gene Ontology annotation, biological process: regulation of translational fidelity. The transcript has 5 exons. The coding region runs from base 269 to 682 and encodes 137 amino acids. The record is from RefSeq and is a predicted model, not a curated record. NCBI's taxonomy places the organism in Eukaryota, Metazoa, Chordata, Actinopteri, Holocentriformes, Holocentridae. Gene Ontology annotation, molecular function: nucleotidyltransferase activity; double-stranded RNA binding; tRNA binding.